Messenger RNA from Larimichthys crocea (large yellow croaker), 16422 nucleotides. It is a transcript of the gene cacna1c, whose product is annotated as calcium channel, voltage-dependent, L type, alpha 1C subunit. The record is from RefSeq and is a predicted model, not a curated record. Gene Ontology annotation, biological process: calcium ion import across plasma membrane. The transcript has 51 exons. NCBI's taxonomy places the organism in Eukaryota, Metazoa, Chordata, Actinopteri, Sciaenidae. Bases 75 to 6656 code for a protein of 2193 amino acids. Gene Ontology annotation, molecular function: high voltage-gated calcium channel activity. Gene Ontology annotation, cellular component: voltage-gated calcium channel complex; membrane.
CCCCGGAGCACAUCCCCACACCGGGGGCGGCCCUGAGCUGGCAGGCCGCCAUCGACGCUGCGCGGCAGGCGAAGAUGAUGGGCAAUGCUGCAUCAAGCGGAGGGGCGGGGCUUGGGUCGGGAGGGGGCGGGCCCAUCUCCACGGCCAGCUCUACGCAAAGGAAGAGACAACACUAUAGCUCUAAGCCCAAGAAACAGACAACAACGACAGCCACAAGGCCACCACGGGCCCUGCUCUGUCUCACGCUCAAGAACCCCAUCCGCAGGGCCUGUAUCAGCAUCGUAGAGUGGAAACCAUUUGAGAUCAUCAUCCUGAUGACCAUUUUUGCCAACUGUGUGGCCUUAGCUGUCUACAUCCCCUUCCCUGAGGAUGAUUCGAACGCCACCAACUCCAACCUGGAGCGCGUGGAGUAUCUGUUCCUCAUCAUUUUCACAGUGGAGGCAUUCCUGAAGGUAAUAGCCUAUGGCCUGCUCUUCCACCCCAACGCCUACCUGAGGAAUGGCUGGAAUCUGCUGGACUUCAUCAUCGUAGUCGUAGGGUUAUUCAGUGCGAUCUUGGAGCAGGCCACCAAGGUGGACGGUGCCACUCCUAUUGGAGGGAAGGCAGCGGGCUUUGAUGUCAAGGCUCUGAGGGCAUUCAGAGUACUCAGACCCCUCAGACUGGUCUCUGGAGUACCCAGUUUACAGGUAGUGUUGAACUCCAUAAUCAAAGCCAUGGUUCCCCUGCUCCACAUUGCCCUGCUGGUCCUCUUUGUCAUCAUCAUCUAUGCCAUCAUCGGCCUGGAACUCUUCAUGGGCAAGAUGCACAAGACCUGCUAUUACAAGCAUUCAGCCAAUGCAGAGGAAAAGCCGGCACCGUGUGCACCGGACGGAGCUUAUGGUCGACACUGUAUGCGUAACGGAACAGAGUGUAAAGUGGGAUGGGAGGGCCCAAACGACGGCAUCACAAACUUUGACAACUUUGCCUUUGCCAUGUUGACGGUGUUCCAGUGUAUAACCAUGGAGGGCUGGACAGACGUGCUGUACUGGAUGCAGGAUGCUAUGGGCUAUGAGCUGCCAUGGGUCUAUUUUGUCUCUCUCGUCAUCUUCGGCUCCUUUUUCGUUCUCAAUCUCGUUCUGGGGGUGUUGAGCGGAGAGUUUUCCAAGGAGCGAGAGAAGGCCAAGGCACGUGGUGACUUCCAGAAACUCAGAGAAAAACAGCAACUGGAAGAGGACCUCAAGGGCUAUUUAGACUGGAUCACUCAGGCUGAAGACAUUGACCCCGAGAAUGAAGAGGAGGGCAUGGACGAUGACAAACCCAGAAACCUGAGCAUGCCAGCCAGCGAGAAUGAAUCAGUCAACACAGACAAUGUUCCCGGGGGAGACGUGGAGGGGGAGACCUGUUGUACCCGGCUAGCAAAUAGGAUCUCCAAAUCGAAGUUCAGUCGAUACUCUCGGAGGUGGAACAGGCUGUGUAGGAGGAAGUGCCGGGCAGCAGUCAAAUCACAGGUUUUCUAUUGGCUGGUCAUCUUCCUGGUUUUCCUCAACACUCUGACAAUCGCCUCUGAGCAUCACCGGCAGCCUCAGUGGUUAACUGAUGUACAAGACAUAGCUAACAAAGUGUUACUAGCUCUCUUCACUGGUGAGAUGCUGUUGAAGAUGUACAGCCUGGGUCUACAGGCGUACUUUGUUUCACUCUUCAAUCGCUUUGACAGCUUCGUAGUAUGCGGAGGAAUUCUUGAGACCAUUCUGGUGGAAACUAAGAUCAUGUCUCCUCUCGGCAUCUCUGUGUUACGUUGUGUACGCCUGCUGAGAAUUUUCAAAAUAACCAGAUACUGGAACUCCCUGUCCAACCUGGUGGCCUCCCUGCUAAACUCUGUUCGCUCCAUCGCUUCCCUGCUGCUCCUGCUCUUCCUCUUCAUCAUCAUCUUCUCCCUGCUUGGCAUGCAGCUCUUUGGGGGGAAAUUCAACUUCGACGAAACCCGACGCAGCACCUUUGACAACUUUCCCCAGUCUCUGCUCACUGUGUUUCAGAUCCUAACAGGAGAGGACUGGAACUCUGUGAUGUAUGAUGGCAUCAUGGCGUAUGGUGGACCAUCCUUCCCCGGCAUGCUGGUCUGCAUCUACUUCAUCAUCCUCUUCAUCUGUGGAAACUAUAUCCUACUGAAUGUCUUCUUGGCCAUCGCUGUGGACAAUUUGGCAGACGCUGAGAGCCUCACAUCCGCCCAGAAAGAAGAGGAAGAGGAGAAGGAGAGGAAAAAACUAGCCAGGUUGGCCAGCCCAGAGAAGCGCCAUAACAAUGAGAAGCCGCCUCUGGAGGAGGAGAAGAAGGAGAAGAUAGAGCUGAAGUCCAUCACCUCUGAUGGAGAGACUAACACUGCUACUAAGAUUAACAUAGAUGAGUACUGUGGAGAUGAGAGUGAAGAGAAGAAUCCAUAUCCUGCCAAUGAUUACAUAGGAGACGAUGAUGACGAUGAGCCAGAGAUGCCAGUGGGCCCAAGGCCACGGCCACUGUCCGACAUUCAGCUGAAGGAGAAGGCCAUUCCUAUGCCUGAGGCCCGCGCUUUCUUCAUCUUCAGCCACACCAACAAAUUCAGGGUUCUGUGCCAUAAGAUCGUCAACCACAACAUCUUCACCAACCUCAUCCUCUUCUUCAUCCUGCUCAGCAGCAUCAGUCUGGCAGCAGAGGACCCAGUCAAAAAUGAAUCUUUCAGAAACCAGAUCCUGGGCUAUGCAGACCAUGUCUUUACUGGACUCUUCACCAUAGAGAUCAUUCUAAAGAUGACAGCCUAUGGAGCCUUCCUCCAUAAAGGUUCAUUUUGUAGAAACUAUUUCAAUAUUCUGGACCUGGUGGUGGUCAGUGUGUCUCUCAUCUCCUCUGGAAUACAAUCUAGUGCAAUUAAUGUGGUGAAGAUCCUGAGAGUUCUGCGAGUGCUCAGACCGUUAAGGGCCAUCAACAGAGCCAAGGGACUAAAGCAUGUAGUACAGUGCGUGUUUGUGGCCAUCAGGACCAUCGGCAACAUUGUCAUUGUCACCACGUUGCUGCAGUUCAUGUUUGCCUGUAUUGGAGUACAACUCUUUAAGGGCAAGUUCUUCGUCUGUUCCGACAACUCUAAACAAACCCAGGCAGAGUGCAGGGGUUCCUACAUUAUGUAUAAGGACGGUGAUGUGGGAAAACCUGAAAGAGCCCAGAGAGUGUGGGAGAACAGUGACUUUAACUUUGAUAAUGUCCUGCAAGGCAUGAUGGCUCUGUUCGCUGUGUCUACGUUUGAGGGCUGGCCAGGGUUAUUGUACCGAGCCAUAGACUCUCACGCUGAAGAUGUUGGGCCCAUCUACAACUACCGUGUAGUCAUCUCCAUCUUCUUCAUCAUCUACAUCAUCAUCAUCGCCUUCUUCAUGAUGAACAUCUUCGUCGGUUUCGUCAUCGUUACAUUCCAGGAGCAAGGAGAGCAAGAAUAUAAGAACUGUGAGCUGGACAAGAACCAGCGCCAGUGCGUAGAGUAUGCUUUGAAGGCACGUCCAUUGCGUCGCUACAUCCCCAAGAACCCUUAUCAGUACAAGGUGUGGUAUGUGGUCAACUCCACCUACUUUGAGUACCUGAUGUUCACACUCAUCCUUCUCAACACCAUCUGUCUGGCCAUGCAGCAUCAUGGACAGACCAAAAAUUUCAAUGAUGCCAUGAACAUCCUCAACAUGCUCUUCACUGGACUCUUCACUGUGGAGAUGAUCCUUAAACUGAUCGCCUUCAAACCCAGGGGGUACUUUAGUGAUCCCUGGAAUGUGUUUGAUUUCCUCAUCGUAAUUGGCAGCAUAAUAGACGUCAUUCUCAGUGAGAUCAACCCAGCUGACUCCUCCUCGUCCUCGUCCUCCUCCUCUUCGUCCUCCUCCUCCUCCUCUUCCUCCUCUCACCCCCCUGCGGUAAGGCCAAUGGGACUGCAGAACUCUGAAGAGAACGCCAGGAUCUCCAUCACCUUCUUCCGGCUGUUCCGCGUGAUGAGGCUGGUGAAGCUGCUGUCUCGCGGGGAAGGGAUUCGGACCCUGCUGUGGACCUUCAUCAAAUCCUUCCAAGCACUGCCCUACGUAGCUCUACUUAUAGUGAUGCUAUUCUUCAUAUACGCUGUCAUCGGUAUGCAGAUGUUUGGUAAAAUAGCGCUGCGGGACCAUACAGAGAUCAACAGGAACAACAAUUUCCAGACGUUCCCUCAGGCAGUGCUGCUGCUCUUCAGAUGUGCAACAGGUGAGGCAUGGCAGGAGAUCAUGCUGGCGUGCUAUAUCAAUAAGCCGUGUGAGAAAGGAUCAACCAAUGAGAACAAUACGCACAACGAGGACUGUGGCAGCCAGUUUGCCAUCAUUUACUUUGUCAGCUUCUACAUGCUCUGCGCCUUUCUGAUCAUCAACCUGUUUGUGGCCGUCAUCAUGGACAACUUUGACUACCUGACACGUGAUUGGUCAAUCCUGGGGCCACAUCAUCUUGAUGAAUUCAAGAGGAUCUGGGCUGAAUAUGAUCCGGAGGCUAAGGGGAGGAUAAAGCAUCUGGAUGUUGUGACUCUGCUGCGGAGAAUCCAGCCUCCCCUCGGUUUUGGAAAACUCUGUCCACACAGGGUGGCCUGCAAGCGUCUGGUGUCGAUGAACAUGCCUCUGAACAGUGAUGGAACAGUGAUGUUCAACGCCACACUGUUUGCCUUGGUCAGAACCGCACUCAGGAUCAAGACAGAAGGUAACUUGGAGCAGGCCAAUGAGGAACUGAGGGCAAUAGUGAAGAAGAUCUGGAAGAGAACUAGCAUGAAGCUCUUGGAUCAAGUAGUGCCCCCUGCUGGUGAUGAUGAGGUAACAGUUGGGAAGUUCUACGCUACCUUCCUCAUCCAGGAAUAUUUCCGCAAGUUUAAGAAGAGGAAAGAACAAGGCCUCGUGGCCAAGGUGCCCCCCAAAACUGCCCUCUCUCUGCAGGCGGGCCUGCGGACAUUGCAUGACAUUGGUCCAGAGAUUCGGAGGGCCAUCUCUGGAGAUCUGACUGUGGAGGAGGAGCUGGAUAAAGGCUUGAAGGAGCCUGUGUCAGCUGCAUCCGAGGACGAUAUCUUCAGGGUAAAGCGUACAGGCGGGUUGUUCAGCAACCACGUCAACUACUACAACCAGAGCGAUGGCCGCAGUUCUUUUCCACAGUCCUUCACUACGCAGCGUCCCUUGCACAUCAGCCAAAAGGGCUCCCCUUGUGAAGGCGAGAGCCCAUCUCAUGAGAAGCUCAUGGACUCAACCACUUUCACCCCUUCCUCUUACUCUUCAUCAGGCUCCAACGCCAACAUUAACAAUGCCAACAACACCGGCAUGGCCGGGGUGACAACCCAGGGAAUCAGUCGAUUCCCAAGCCCGUCCAUUAGCACUGUGGACGGGCACACAGGACAGCCGCUCACCCCCAUCCUGUUGCCAAGAUCAGCGUGGUGCUUUCCUCCAAAGAGGACGUAUUUUUAUGACACCCUCAUGCGCUCGGAUUCAAGUGACAGCCAUCUGCCAAUCAUCCGAAGAGGCGAGGGGUCAACAGAGGAGACGUAUGAUGAGAGCUACGUCGACGACAGGGAGUACCAUGAGGACGACCAUUCGCUCUCCUCUGACAUGCUUGUGUACCAAGAUGACACAUGUAAGCAGUUGACUCCCAUGGAGGAAGGAGAGGAGGUAGAAGACAGAAGAGGAGGAGGAUGGCAGUCUCCCAGGAGAGUCUUCCUCUGCCCCACUUCUCUGGGACGGAGAUCCUCCUUCCAUCUGGAGUGUCUCAGGAGACAGUCAAGACCAGACGUCUCCCAGAAGACGGCUGUACCCCUACACCUUGUACAUCAUCAGGCUCUGGCAGUGGCAGGGUUGAGUCCUCUGCUAAGAAGAAGUCACUCACCUACACUCUUCAGCCGGCUGUGCUCUACGCCUCCAGCCAGUCCCACAGCCCAUGGCAGUGAUGCCUCCUACCAGCGAGUACCCUCUCUGAGGCUAGAGGGCUCCAACUCCCAUGAAAAGCUCAAUACCAGUUUGCCCUCUGUCAACUGCGGGCCCUGGUACAGUGACAGUAAUGGGAACAGCCGGGUGCCCAGUCCAAGCACCAGUGUGUCAGUGCCCACUCAAAGACCGCGGCCGGUGUCACUCACAGUGCCCUCACUACUGGGAAAAGACUCCAGCUCACUGUCUCAUGGCAGCGCAGGCAGUCUGGUGGAGGCGGUGCUAAUAUCAGAGGGUUUGGGUCAUUUUGCCCAGGACCCGUCGUUCAUUGAGGUGACCAAAGCCGAGUUGGCCGAUGCCUGCGACAUGACCAUUGAGGAGAUGGAGCACGCCGCCAACAACAUUCUCAACGGCAACACCGCCACGAACGCCACAUCCAGCACCUCCUCCACCUCCCAGCACAGCCCCAAUGGCAACCUCCUCCCUUUCCACACAGCAGCAGCAGCAACGCACAGGGACCAAGCGGUCAACGAGGGCGGGGAAGAGGCCGGAGGAAGCAGAGGCUCCGUCCAUGAGCCAUCCUCAGUGGAGGAGCGGCAGGAGCUGCUAGCAGGGGGGAGGGGACCAGAAGAGGAGGAGGAAGAAGUGGAAGUGAAGGAGGAGGGGCACCACAGAAGCUCGGUUGUAAUUGGGGCAGCACGGCAGAGGAACAGCGGGCUGUUGGAGGACGAGGAUAUGGAGUGUGUGACAAGUUUGUAGGAGUUGGCUUGACGGGUUCGAUCGGCCAACUGGCCCCUCUGACAUCAUCAGAGACUGACGUUUGUCAGUGCUGGGUAACAGCGCCACAGCUGGCUCUGUCUGUCCCCGCCCCUCACACACACAUACACACACGUACACACACACGUACACACACACACACACUGUCUGCCUCUCUGCCAGACGUACCCGCUCUGGACAUUGGCGGCCAGUGACGCAACCCUGGUUAUGACUUUGUUGGUUUCAUAUGAGUUUGUAUGUGUGUGAAUAUUUGUAGUAAAGUAUACUACUCUAUACUCUAUACUAUUUGAGUGAAUGCUUGUGUGUGUGUGUGUGUGUGAUCUAUGAUUUUCUCUCUUUGUACGUGUACGUGAGUGCGUGUGUUCUCCACACGUGUCUGAGUGUGUCUCUAAAGUGCCUCACAGUUUUAUCAUGUCCUCAAAGUGUGAAGAGCAGAAAAGUAGAGACGAGCAAAAAAAAAAAGAUGGAGAAAGCAAAGAUGAAGGAAAGGUGGAAAGGAAACAACAGAAGCAGGAAGUCCUUUUAUGGAUUUACUGCAGGUGACAUAGUGUGUUUAUCGUUUUCAUUUCCUCUGCCUACUUUGGUGUUGUGUUAUUGUUGUUUGUCUGGCCGCCAUGAAGCCAGGUAGGGGACAGCAGACCAGCUUGUGGGAGGGGGGAUCAGUUAAGGAUUCAAAUCUGACCGCACCCACUUGAGGUCAAAGGUCAACUCCUCCUUCUUGGUUCACUGAUGAUGAAGCGCUGUAUUGAGUAAACGGGGUCGAGGAACACCCUGUUUGAAAUCUCAUUUCUCUUCCUCUUCCAAAGCUAAGGAACCUUGGAGCACAGCCCUGCCAGCCUGGGGGUGGGAUUAAGGUGACAAGCCACCCCCAGCCAAAGGGGGGAAGGAUCUGAGGGAUGGACCAACAGCCAGAACAGGGCUGCUGUACGGGGCCGCGGGCAGAGAGAGACACUCACAGGAAGCUAGCCAGCUCUUCUAUCUGCUGGUCAAUAAGACGCCAGCGAGAGACAAACUCACCUCGUCCGUCACCUUGAUCUGGCUUUGCCUCCUCCGCCGCUUUUCUUCGUUUUGGCCAAGCAAGCGGUGGCUAAGCAGAGACAGCAGGCCCCCUUUUCUGCCUCAUACCUCGCCGUUCCUCACUCCUCCCUCUCUCCUUCCUCCCUUCACUUUGGUUAUUCCAACAUCCGUCUCCCUCCAUCGCUGGGUUUUUGCUUUUUCAGCGCUCGGGAGGCGAGUGUGUCAAACAGGGCAACAGAGGCAGAGGGUGGAGGAGAGGACGGGAGUGACCGAUUGAAAAGAAAACAGACUCUGGGCAUGGAUCUACAGAGGAUCUGUCCGUCAAUCCACCUCACUUCCUACUCCAAGACCCUCCUCUUCCUCUCAGCGAGGAAUCCUAUUGGAUUUGCUGCCACACACUCUCUCUACAGACCACGCCCACUAUGUAUUUAACAGUUCAAUAUUGUGCAAAACUGGCUAGCCAUGACUAUUUUGUUUUAUAUUCAUGAUGUUAUUGGUUUAAUUUAUCCUUGAUUUGUUUGCACAAUCGGGGUGCUGGUCUUAUAAAUGUAUUUUUGCUCGGUUUAUUUUAGGAGAAUUUUAAGAGGUUUUAAGUAUCGAAGCAGGGCGUAGUGUUUGCGUGCGAGUGUAUAAACUAUAUUUGUGCGUGUCUGCGUUUUAGUACAGGAUGUGUGUGCGUGUGAAUGCGUGAGAUAGCGUGUAUCUAAAAGGGGGGGUUCUUUCUCUCUAUCAGUAUGCACCUUUUACAGAUUGUAUCUAUUUAUUUAUUUAUUUUUCCCAGAAGAGAAAAAAAUGUGUAUGAGGAUGUACGUUUGUAUGUGCGUGCGUGCCUGUGUUCGAGUGGUUACUUAUGUAUUCUAAAAAGCUGAUUUUAAGCCUAGACAGUAAAUUAAGGUAGCAUUACAAGUAUGGUAUUGUGUGAGUGUGUGAGCGAGGGUGUGUGUGUGUGUUUGUGUGUGAUAAUGGGCCUCCUUAACACAGGGUUACCAUGGACAGGCAUGCUUCCAAAGCUUUGUGGUUUCUUUAGCAUGGUUUUUACUUUUUAGCCAAGCUGCAGCGUCAGAAGCCACUCUGAAAAUUAGUCAUCGCAUAACUUUUCUUUAUUUUCUGUAUAGAGAUAGUUAGGUGUUAAGGUCUCCAGCGAGGUCAGAGUGACACUUAAGUUUACAGCGGUGAUGAGUUUCGGCCUUGCAGCUUGGCCAGAAGGUAACAAGCCUUUUGGCAUUUGCUGCUUUUCUUCUUUACGGUGGAUAGUUACUCUGAAUGGUAGAAGCACCAAAUUCGUACUGCCACAGUGACGCUCAUGAAGUGAAGUGGGGAGAUGACGCCCUGAUCACUCAGCUGUAACACACCGUAAUCACAUCAUUUAAUCGUAGUUUAAACUCCAAAUGAACUAUUAGGGCUGGUGUACAGAUGCUGCAAGACUUCUGAAUCACAUCUCUUUGUCUGAGGUCUGCUUAUAUCACAAAACAUGAUGAUUUAUUAUUGAUUUACUGUCAUUAGAAAUAGUUCCCUGUCUGUAUUAUCACUUACUGGUAAAACUAAGUACUGAAAAAAUCUUACAGGCAGGAAAUUUACUAGUAAUUGGUAAGAUGUGAUAAUUGUUUGGUUAACAUGAUAAAUUAUUGGAUACAGAUCAGAAAACAUCAUCUUGAAGGGAGGUUGUGUCCUGGAUAAACCCCUGGUGUGAUUUUUGUCUUUUCAUUUUCUUGUAAUGGAUUUUAGGUAGCAUGCUGACAACUUUUUUAUUGAACUUUCUCUAUUAUGGCACAGGUAUGAACCUCAGGCCUCAGUACAUUACACAGGGCACAGGUAUCUCUUUGGAAUUGUAUCUUCUCCAAAAAAACUAAACAAAAUUUCAGUAUAUCACAUCUUUGGUACCAAUUGUCACAUUCAUUAACUGACUUUAUAGUAUUUAAAGCUGAAAUGAUUCAAUUCAGCUCUGAAAAUUCAGAAAAACAAACAGACAUGUUUGUUGUUACCACCACAAUCCCGACACAAACUCAAAAAGACACGAGGAUAGUAUUGAAAAAUCUAUCUUAGAUUCAUCAGAUACAUUUUAUGUUCUGGUUACAGCAUUAAAAACACUACUUUUAAACUAUUUUAUUAGCUCUAAAAAUCCAGAUAUGUUGCAAUAGCCUAGGACAAUUCAAGACAUUUGUCAAAAGACUAUAAAUUAUAAAUCUGUAAAAACUUUUAGACACAUUGAAAUCUCACCUGAGACACUAUCCCAUGUGAACUUACAGCCAUUCACUUUAGUUUACCAUUAAGGACUAACUGCUGGGCUCUCAUUCCUACAUGUUGAGCAGAGCAGGUUUGUGGCAGGGAAGGGUAUGCAUGAACACACUGCCAUACACUGCAUCCUGUGCCAGUAACAGACUUCUGACAUUAUUAUGCAAACUAAAUGUGAAUGUUAAACAUGUUUUAGUGGCAGUGCUAUUGUUGUUUUGUGGUUAUGACCAUACUGCAAACCCUGAAGAAGUCUGUGUUGUCAAAGGAAAUACCCUCCGCGACAUUUCGUCUGUUGCCGUUUGUUUUUUUGUUUGUUUUUUUUCUCAUAUCAAGAACCUUUUAUCUUCAUUAUGUCUUCAGCAUUUUUUUUUCUUUCAGUUACUCUAAAAGCACCUCAUUAAAAUAGUUCUUUAUUCAAAUAACUUGGUACCAUAAGCUAACAGGCUACUUUGCAGCUUGUGGCUCAGUUUCAGUAUAAGCUGCUUUUUCUAGCCAAACUUUAAGUCUAAAAGUUAGGAGGUCAGAUUUAGAUGUGGCCAAACAUGUUAAUGUGUAUGCAGGAAAGCAUCUGGGUUCAGUGUUUGAAACUUAAACUGAGCACAAUCUCACUUUGUGCUUUGUUGGAUCAGCCCUGCUAAAGUUUAUUUAACUCUGAAUUUAAAUGAGUUAUUUCUGCUAAUUUACUUGCUAAACCUAAUGCCUCUUAGGUUUAAAUCAUCAAUUAUAAAUGUAACCAGCAGGCACCUGUGUUGUAAAGUAGUAGUUUUUGUACCCGAAGCUGCUACAGAGGAGCCAGCAACAGUGUCUGCUUUCUACCAACAAUUUUAUUUAGUAUAGCAACAGCUAUGAAUGUUACUCUCUCAAGGCAGUUUUGAUAAGAAACCAUGUAACAAAUGACAAUACUUUACUAAAUUUUAAGGAAUCAAUGAAUUAUUUAACACAGAACCAUUCUCAGACUUGACCAAGUAAAAUUAGAAUGGGGAUAUUCCCACGAGGCUGUAUAACAGAUAUGUUUUAUCUUCUAUGGUCACAGUCUUAAGAUGAAGAAUCAGUAAUCACACAAUUCUGAAUCACAUUCAGAAAUGUUCAGCAUCACUUCCAGCUUUGAGAAUAAAAGAACACACAUGAUUCAUACACACAUUCAUAAACUACAUUCAGUCCAAAUCCUUUGCUUUUGUGAUUUCUAUAAAUGUUACUUUACAUAUUAUAGACACGCAUCCUCCUAUAGAGUAACCCUGCAUAUCAGAAGUGCCAGACCAGGCUCUGUUGUGUCUGUUUAAAGGCUCUUUGGUUUCAGGUGAGAGAGAUUCAGAGGCCUGUGGUGCCCCCGUGUGGAGUGGAGCAGCAUUGCAGUUUGAUGUUAGUAUAGGUUAGUAUGAAUUAUGAGGUGUUGUGUUGCAGUAUAUGGUAUGAGUGGGUGUAAUCCUGCAUCCCACAAGAUAUGCAAAAACAAUGCAAUAACUAUGACUGUAUACAAGGUUCCCGAAGUAAAUAUACGUGUGAAAGUGAAAAAAAACAUCAUGACAAUGUUUUUUUGUUUGUUUGUUUUUACAUUUUUAAGUAAACUCAGUGGUUUCCAUGCCAGAGAAACCUAACAUACUUGAAAUCAGGUACAUUGCAGUGCAGUAUAGUAAAGAUGUAUUUAUUUAUCUUAAUCGUGCCAGGGUGUUGGAUCUGAAUCUGCAGUCAAAGAUGUGUGUUGAGACAGGGACGUGAAAAUUAGUGUUUCUGCUCACAGUUUAACAUCCAGCCAAUGGAGACCCAGAAUGAAUAACUGAUUAUUCAUUUUGAUGAUCCAGCAGCAAAAAUAACUAACUUCACCUCUCUGACUCGAUACAUUUUUGACUGUGACCCUUUUCUCUUGUUUAUUUCCAGUUAAAUGGAUUGAGCUACGUGGGUGCACCAUCAGUAUUGCAUGAGGUUCACGUGUUGACAUUGAGCGUGCCAGGUUUUGCAGUCGUUUUGUUUUUUAUCAGGUUAAGUAUCAUAUCACAUUCUGAUGGAGUAGCUAUUCCUAUUUAGUGUACAUAUGAUUAAAGUCAGUAUUUCUUCUUUAGAUAAACAUCUGGCUGUGGACAGCAGUGGAGAGGUGUUUGGAAGGUGAUUUUGCAUAUCUUGUGUCUUAGGGCUCUUGUUUCAUUUUCUGAUUCUUAACCCUGACAAGGACAGAGCUCAUGUUUAUAUGACUGUUGAGAAAAGUUGAGAAAAAUAUUUUUAGUCCCAAGUUUAGACAGGCGUCACUACUUCUUUGCCUAUAUGUGUUGCCAUAGUCUCUGUCUUCAACCCUUUUCCUCGUCUGACAUGUGAAAGAUGGAGCAGUGGGAACAGUUUGUAUGAAAUGGACCAAAUUACCCUUAAUUAGAGGAGGGUUUGUUUUUUUACAAACAAAUUGGACAGCUAAAUACAUAAACAUACAUACUUUAUUGCUUACUUGUUUAAUUCAAGCACAAUGUACAGUGAAAAUGUACAUCAAACUAUUGACUUAAAAUCCACAGGUUAAACUGGAGACGUGUCCCAAUUUCAUACCUCACACUAAUUGUGAGCAGGUUUUGAGUGUUUUUACAGUAAAGUGACAAAAUUAGGUAUACUCAAAACAGUACACAUAGUGUACUCUAUAGAGUGCUCUGCUGUUGUCAUAUAAAACAUUAAAAUGGUAUACCAGAGCUGAUUUAGUAUUACAAUUAUAUAAAGAAAUUGACGCAGGACAGGCCUGAGAUAUUUAUUUUAAUGAGACAUUUAGUUCUUAGUAUGGGUCAAGCUCCAAACACGCUGGACCCUUAUUAUUGUUCGCUAUAAUUCAACUAACAUUAUCUCUUCUACAGAUCUGCCCACGUCUUUUAAUCGCCAUGUCAUACAAAUUACCACGAUGAUAUCAUUAUGACAGCAUCAGGGUUAUUUUCUCAGACUUAACUCUUUUCACAGGUUCAGUCAUACACCUCAUGGUAAGUAAACUGGCUGUCUGCAUGAGUAAAACGUGUGCAGUGGCCCUUUAAAAAGCUAAUUUCACAUGAUGCAGUUCUAGCAAAAUGGCAGAUUACAACCAAUAAAAUAUUCUCCCAUUUUAAAGUCACAGUAAUAAUCUUUAGCUUGCUGAUUUCUUGUAUAGCAAUUACAAAAACCACUGUAGUAUAAACAUUGGAAUCUGGUGUACGAGUAGUGUGUGGUAUGGAUUUGGAACAGUCCUUUUUCAAAGCUGACAUUUUGACUGAUUAUCGGGAAAAGCACAUGUGUAGCUAAUAAUCUUAAUCACUGCUCAUUUUCAUUUUGAUGUGCCAGUAAACCAGCAUGCACCAAACCAUGGCUGUGGAGCUGGAGCCUCUAGAUGCAAUGUAACUCUUAUUAAUGAUAUUAGUAACACCUGCAAGUCCCAUUGUCCACUGUGAGACAAGCCUGUUGUGUGUGUUUAUGUACCUGUGGCCUCACUGUAGGCCAUUAGUGGCCAGUUCAUCAGGCUGAUAAGCUGCGGCUGUGUCUGCUGCCUCCAUGGAUCUCCAAACAAACCCCUCUGCCGUAAAAGGGUGCACUUCAAAUUCAAGUUAUUUCCUCAAGUGUAAGUCCGAGAGAGAAUAAAGGCAUGGUUUUCAGACGGAUGACAAUCUAGUUGAUGACAUUUGAAAGCAGCGGCUGUUUGGUCUGAGUAAGAAUGUUGGAUAGAGAGUAUUUUUUGGUUUUAUUUCAUCAUGUUUGAAUUUCAGGGUGGUCUAAGUUCUGACAUGGUGAAUUAUAUAUCCAAGUAAUGUUGUAUGUGCAUGGGUUUCUCUCUCUAGGGAUAUAAAGUAUUGGUACUAUGUGAAUGGUAAUAUCUUUUGUCUCACCACUAGCCAAUGAUUGUAUAUUUUUAUAUACCAUAUACCAUACUAUAGCAAGAUAUAUCUGAAUAUAUAAUAUUUAAUCUCCAGAAUGUUAGUGUAAGGAAAAGGCAGGACACUUAUUUGGGAAUGUAGUUAUUGAAAUUAUGAAAAUGUGUCACAUAGGCCUACUGACUGAGGGUCAGUAUGAAUUUAUUGAACAACCACUUUAUUGACUGUAUUGUUGACCAAAUGGAACCAGCAGGGAAUAAUGUAGUUAUAUUUACCGAAGAAGAAACAUUGUAUGUGUAAGCUGAUGGCAUAUACACGAUGGGUUUUUAGGUCGUUUCACAACAGGCUUGGAUGAUUCCCCGACCAUGUGAUUCGCUGCAGAACACAAGAGAAACAGAAAGGCGACUUCACGUUUACUUUUCAGUCAUCUAAAUAGUGGAAACGCAGAAAUCGAUGCUGUUCACAAUUUGAUACCUACCUUAAAUUUUGAAGCAACAGAGAGAUCUGAAAUCUAAAAUGCGUUUGUUUAUAUGUUUGUUUGUUUUCGUGAAGUGUUCUGAAAGACAUGAACCUACCAGCAGCCUGUCAGCGCAGGUCAAAGUCUGGACGUUUUCCUACUGUAGCACAGAGAGACCCCAUCUCUCUUUCACCAAUCCUACAUCAGCGACACACACACAUACACACUGUACACAAAUGCAUUACUUAUGCUUUUAAACACAACUAACCAAAAAAAAAUCCACCUAUCAAGGACUAGAUCUCUCUAUGCUUUGAGCCAUUAAAAUCAUGUAGCUUCAAUUUUUUUCUUCCAAGAAAGGAAUUAGAGGACUUGAACUACAUCUACAACGCAGGCAGGAAAGUAAGGAAGUUCAGCGGCUGACGGACUAAGUCAUUUUUUGUGUGUUUAUGCAGCAUUGAAAAAAUGAGAAAAUGAUCAGAUUUGUUUUUUUUUGUGACAUCUAAAACUGUUGAAUUUAUCUUCUGCAUCUCGACAGCAAGAGCAAAAACUCCCAAAUCUUUUAUGUUUGUGUGGAAGAGCUGCUAUACAUGUACAUGAAUAAAUUUCAAGCUGCUCAGUAUUAAGAAAAGAUGUCAUCCAACAUGCUUUAACAAAUUUUACACACAUUUUAAAAAAGUAUUAGAGUUGUGUGUUUAUCCUAAACCUAUUCACAGAUAUGUGUUACCUAUCAGAGAGAGUGAGGCUGGAAAGCAGAUUUCCUCAUGUGCAUGUUGCUCAUCAUUGCAACAGAUAUAUUUUCUUGUAAACAGAAGUGUUUGUUGAUCAUUGUUUGAUCCUGACAAAAUAUUUUAAGAGGACUAUUUUGAAUAUAGAUUUUAUUUUCCUUUUUUUCUAGGUAGAAAUCAGCAUAGCCUGUUGUUGUAGGAAUCUAAUUAAAAUCUAAUUAAAAUAUGAAUUCCCUUUUCUGGAGAAACAAGAGACGACGGCCUCUUUGUUUUUCUGUUGUACAGACGUUAUUUUGAUGCCAAUGCUGGUGAACGCUUUAGGAAACGCAACAGAAAGUGAAAGGAGUAUAUUAUGAAACACAAGUUUAUAUGUCUUCUAUUUUAGAUAUUAUAUAUAGAAAAUACUAUAUCUAAAUUAUAAGAUAUUGAAUGGUAUUGAGUUUGAUGGACUGCAGAGGAUCAAAAGAAAUCUCGUUGAGAAGAAAUGCCCAGAUACUGUUUAAACUUGCUGGCAUUUUCUAUUUAUCAAGAUGGUUUCACCAUAUGCUAAAUGUUUCCAUUAGGUUCACAAAUCAUGAUCGAUAAGUUUCCUUUGUGUGAAAAUUAGCCUUUGUUGCCAGAACAAAAGCAGGAUUAUAGGUGGAGACAGAGUACAUGCAAUAGGAUUUAAUUACAAGAUUGCUGUGACAGUGGUGCAUUUCAUUAAAUAAAAGUGACACAUAUUAUAUAGAUGUUUUAAGAAUUUAGACACCUGAUGGAUUAAGGGUACGUCUUGAUUAAUUAGCAAGAAAUUAGGCAUCGGGCUGGGAGACUCUGCUCAAUUUACAGCCUGCAAAAUGAAUAUAGUUAUAUGGAUUUUGGAGGCAAUUUUAUUGCAGUCACCACGUUUGAAAAACCACGAUCAGUAUAGAAAGAAUCCCAACCAAUCCUCUGCUUCCUGUGCUGCACUGGUUCAUAGUAACACCCAUAGAUGGAGAAAUGUGAUUUGUUCACUUAAGAUGGUGGUGAGGAACAAAAAUAUGAUUUAUUUACAAGCCUCCUCCUUUUUCCGGAGGCUGUUGAGCCCUAAAACUAACCAAAUAGAUAAUACUUGCUUGCCCAAUAGAUUUAGAAACAACAUGUAGGAUAGAUAUGUCACCCAUUAUUGUGUAGCAGCUCCUACAGCAGCACCCCUAUGUGAACAUUUAGGAAGACUCUUAGUAUUGUAAGGACCUUGAACGCCUCAUGUUUAUCACUCAUUACUAAUCUUACUGUUAUUCAUAUAUUUAAAUUAAUAAUAAAUCAUAAAGGAGGUCCCUGUUUGCACAUAUAAGAAUAUCUGACACAGAGGUUACUCUCUGUUUCACUUUUUUGGAGAAGAACGCUGCAGCCCGCAGCCUUCUGACUGAGUAGAGGAGUUUUCUGUACCAGCCAGUGUUUCUUCAGGAUUCAGCUAACAACUCUCAGCUCUAGAGGUGUUGCAGCAGCUUUAUGAUGCAGACUUUCUGUCAAUGGUUCUGGUGGUUUAAAAAAAAAAA